Molecule: messenger RNA, 4563 nt
Organism: Bemisia tabaci
Lineage: Eukaryota; Metazoa; Arthropoda; Insecta; Hemiptera; Aleyrodidae
Product: man(5)GlcNAc(2)-PP-dolichol translocation protein RFT1
Biological process (GO): dolichol-linked oligosaccharide biosynthetic process; glycolipid translocation
Cellular component (GO): endoplasmic reticulum membrane
Source: RefSeq, a predicted model, not a curated record
UUCAAGUACUUCAAGUUACUAGACGAAGUGAAGUGCUUCACUACUUUUAGCUGUUUCUCAAGCCUCUGGAUGUAACAUAUAAAUACAAAGUUUCAAAAAGUAAAAAUAAUUUCAUGAAAUAUUGUCGUGAAAAAUCGUUUUAGUAUCUUUCAUGAAAUUUCGCAACUCUGUCAGUGUGUGAUUGUGGAUUGUGACCAUGGGGUGAUUACGUCUUUAAUUUGGGUGAUUAUUGGCACACGGAUGCUUAUUUUUUAGAGCAUUCUCGGUACAUAGUCAUAUCUAAUCUUAUCCUCCCCUAAUGGAAUCUUUCUGAUUCUUGAAAAAACUACACGUCCCCAUACGUUGCCGCCUUCCAUGACAAUAAGUAGUGCUAAUGUUUAUAACCAAAAACCAAAGGAUCUUGAGGUUGUCUUGAAAUGAGUCGCAAGAGGAACUUCUUGAAGAGUAGCCUCGAGGAUGCAUCAUUCAAUAUUAUUCUUCAGAUUCUCUUCCGUGCGGUGACAUUCUUCCUGAAUGCAUUCGUGCUACGUCAUGUUAGCCAGGAUGUUAUUGGUGUCAUGAAUGUCAGACUUCUUCUGCUGGAAUCAACUUUACUCUUCCUCAGUCGUGAAGCUUUCCGUCGAGCAUGCUUGACCAAAACUCUGGAUCAUCAUUGGCCGCAAGUCAUCAAUCUACUCUGGUUAACGGUUCCAAUAUGCAGUGUCCUGAGUGUGGUCUUCGGUUACAUCUGGUUGCACUAUCUAACACCUCCGGAUCCAUCGAUCACGGAGCAUUAUUACAUCGGAGUGUGGGCAAUGGCCUUAAGCUGCAUUCUGGAAAUGACUGUAGAACCUCUUUACCUCGUUUCUCAAGCAUUUCUGUUUGUCCGUUUACGAGUUGUUCUAGAAUCACUGAUUGUUGGUGUUAGAACGGUCACUUUUACUUGCAUAGUUUUAAGAUCGCCCAAGGGUGCAAUCAUAGCGUUCUCAGCAGCUCAGAUGCUGUCGAUCACCUCUUAUGUUGUCUGCUUUUAUUCAUAUUUUAACUACUACACAAAACAAAGGAGAAAGACAUUAGCAUCAAUAGAUGACGUGUCUAAACUAGCAAGGAGGCAAAGUAUCGAGGAUGAGUUCCCUUUCACAAGUAUCAAAGAUUUUCUCCCAUCUUUCGAAGGAUUUGGAACGGAGCCUUUAGUUGAUUGGAAGCUGGCCCGACUGACAAUGAGUUUCAUGAAGCAAGGCAUCUUGAAGCAAAUUUUAACUGAAGGAGAGCGUUACGUAAUGACUCUCUGCUCUAUACUGUCAUUCAACGAACAAGGAGUUUUUGAUGUCGUCAAUAACCUAGGCUCUCUGGCGGCAAGGUUUUUGUUCAGGCCAAUAGAAAACUCAGCUUACUUUUACUUUUCUCAACUGGUCAGCCGUGAUACUUCUAUCAAGGAUCAGAAUAAGCAAUCUAUGAUCGAAGCGGCUACUGUGCUUGAACAAAUACUUCAUUGUGUUAUGAGUCUUGGUGUCAUUGUCCUGUGUUUUGGCCAGGCGUACUCGCGACUCCUUUUGUUCCUUUAUGGUGGAUCUACUUUUGCGCAAGGAGUCGGCCCACUACUCCUCCGCUCUCAUUGUAUGGCCAUCCUUUUCCUGGCGAUCAAUGGAAUAACUGAGUGCUAUGCCUCAGCAACAAUGAGCCCUACAGAAAUAGACAAAUUCAAUCAUAAAAUGAUCUACUUAUCCAUUAUGUUCCUCUUUUUCUCCUGGUUAUUCACAAAACUUCUCGGUAGUGUGGGUUUUAUUUUAGCGAACUGUUGCAAUAUGAUGUUCCGUAUACUUCAUAGUACAAAUUUUAUUAAAAAGCGGUAUAAAGAAACUUCUUUCAGGCCCCUAAAAGGGUUAGUGCCAGGAAAAUUAUUCUUUAUAUCGUCCAUAUCUUCAUGUGUGCUGACGUUGAUUUCGGAGCAUUUCUUCUAUGAUGAUUCUAAGUUAAUCCAUCUCAUGAUUGGUGGAGUGUGUUUUCUGUGCACGCUGGGCGCGUGGGUGUAUGAGGAGAAAGACUUAGUACAAUUAGCUUUUCACAAGUAUCAAAAGCUGAGAAAAAAAACCGAAUAACAAAGACACUACUUCUAAGUCAGAAGCGAGUUUUUCAAUGUUCCAGUGAUUUUGGAGCAAGUGUUCUCGCUGGAAAAGCUGUUGUAACAUCAUAAGCUUUGAAUUCAAGUAAGACUCCUAAAUUUUUGUUAAAGGAUCCCUUUCUUGAGUGCGUAUUCAGUCACUUUUUGGUCCAAAACUAUGUUGUCCUGUAAAAAUUAUUGCAAAUCUGAAGUCGGCUUGUAAUGUGAGCUUUCCAGUUAUUAGGAGUGCCACACAAAGCUGAAGGGAAAAGUCAUGUUUGAAUUGCUCGCCCCACCGGUCCAAUAGUUGUAUGCAACCUUGUCUGUCCUUCAUAUGCCCUUGGCCCCUCGCCUAGCUCAAUUAUCUUUUGUCAUCCUGCGAGCUUGACAGCAUAAUUUUUCUGGUGUGUGUUUUUAGCUCAAUUAAUCUCGCUAUGUAAUCGUCCAUUCCUGUCUGUCUUUUUCUUGAGGUUGACAAGAGUUGAGACCAUUUACAAAUUUGACUAAAAACCUGUCUUUGAGGUUGUUCCCGAAGUUUCCUUUAUCUGCACGAAGCGUAAGAGAGGUUAAAUACACUGCUGCAAUAUCGCCAUCUGCUUGUACCCUUGAUUCCAAAUUUAGAAUACUGGAGUAAAGGAUCUUAUUUGAUUAUAUGUUUCUUUGAGGAGUGUGACUCAUUCGUCAAAGGAUUUGUUUGCUAGUUUCUCAGGCAACAGUUGAGUUCUUACGGCGGAAUACAUAUCUACAGAUAGGUAGUUAAGGAAGGCCUUGCGUUUGUUCAAGGCCUUGCGUUUGUUCAAUGACUCUGUGAUUCCAUUAAGGUCACAGAAGUUUUCCAUCAUUUCUAGCCGUACUGAGAGGGAGACUUUUGUUUCAAAAGGCGUCAAAGUUCCAACAUAAGUUGCAGUGACGGCAUUGGCCGGGUCUUGAUUUUGAUUGAUCUCAUUCAUUUUUACGCGUUCAACUUUGUUGGGUUGCAUGACUGACUUGACACAGUUGACCGUAAAAAUAGUAAAGGUGACUGGCGCGGUUGGUAGACAAAAAAAAAACCGAUUUUUUCUAAACCCUUGUUACCAAUGAUAUAUUUGGUGGACUCUAGGAAAAGACGAACACAGAUUGGCGAUCUAAUAGCGAAAAUUGAGCUAAAAAUGCAUACCAGAAAAUUGGUGCUAUUGAGCAUGCAGAAUGACUAAAGACUGUUGAGCCAGGCAAGGGGUCACGGGCAAAGUACAGACAAGGUUGCAUACAAGGGGUAGACGGAGGGGCGGGGGACUUCAAACAUAACAAAAAGACUGUGCGAUUUCGUAAUUUUGUUUUAUUUUUCCUUUUUAAUCCUAUUUAUUGGAUAUGCGAAAUAGAAGUACAUAAAACAGAACUGUGUGAAAUGUUUAUGUUUACCUUACUUUUUUAGUAGGGUGUAAAACUGAGGUUAUUGCAAAGACAGCCAGUCAACUUGACUUUAUUAUGGUCAAUUCAUGUAGGGGAUAAGGGAAGAUUUUUAUUCCUCUAAAUUAUCCCCCCCACCCUUUUUUUUUCAAUUUAGUACAUAAGAAUUUUCAUAUCAACGGCUGAACACAAAAAUGCGUAAUUCAAUUGCAACGGUACCAGAUCUCCAAUUUUGUUUUCUUUUUUGUGAGGAAAACUGAUUUAUAUGUUUUUUUGCAAUUAUGUGUGGUUCUUUUAGAAUGGGUGAAGAAAAUUCAGAUAGAAACUCUUGGUCAGUUUUCCUUUAAAAAUUAAAGUAUGAGCAGACACUUGCAACAUCGCAGUCUCAGAUAUGCAUUUUUUGCCCUCAGCCAUUGAUAUAUGCUACGACACACCAUGCAUUGCGAUCAUUACUCAUUGAUUUUAAAGUUUCAGUCUCAAAAACAAAUCUAUUAAGGUGAACAGCAGGUCCAAGCUUGUCCCGAGGGACACACCUUUUCUCAUAAAUAUUGAACGUUUCUGAUAUUAACCUUGUAUAGCUUUCAAAAUUGAAUUAGUUUCUCCAUAAGAAUUUCUGUCACAUAUUUACCAUAAUUCACUAUUUGAUCAAACUGAUCAGAACAGCUUCUAGUAUAUUUUACCCUCAUUUCUACAACCUAACCUUCCAUUCUCAGCAUAAGCAAGCCAGUUGAACCAUUUAAUUUUGCAUCAGGUAUGCUUUUUUGGACAUAUUUAUGCCAAGAAGAAUUAUUUACACAGUGUUUGCUAUUUAUAUAUGGUUCUUUAUAGGAUAAACAUGUUCAAUUGCACCCUGCCAAAAUUUUUAAGCACAUUUUGUCAGAGAGUGUACAAAACGUGAGGUAAAAGAAAACAAUCGUUUCGAGUGUGAAAUCGCCUCAUGUCAGGAUGUAGUCGGUUGUAUUUUAGUUGCCCCUCUGUCAACAACAAACUUGAUCUUAAGUAAAUUGGUCAAAAAUGCAGAACAAUCUUCAUCUUCACACGCAAUUUAGUAAUGAAUGCAAUUUCCAGGGUGUCUACAAGUCCAUAAUUUCUGGAAA